AUGAAGGCUGAAAGAGUUGCAGCAGGUGCAGCAAGACCUACAGGGUCACAAGAGAGCCGGGAUCUUGCUGAGUUCCGGAAGUGUAAUCCUCCACAGUUUGCAGGAGAUGCAGAUCCAGAGGUAGCUGACUGCUGGAUCCAUGAGCUAGAGAAGAUUUUUUCCGUUCUUGGAUGUUCUCUAGAGAAGAGAUUGGCGUAUGAUGUGUAUAUGCUUGUGGGAGAGGCCGAGCAUUGGUGGAGGGGCACAUAUCAGAUGCUUGUGGCGAGGGGAGUUAUAGUUGACUGGGAGUGCUUUCGGAUGGUGUUUAUGGAGAAGUAUUUCCCGGAGAGCACUAUUUCUGAGGCCUGGAAUUGCAGAAAGUUUGCAAAGGGUCUGAAGUAUGAGUUGAAGAAGGUGGUGGUGCCUAUGGCCAUCACCGAGUUUCCUGCCUUGGUAGAGAAGGCUAAGAUUGUGGAGAGGUUAGAAGGGGGUGAUCGUGUGAUCAGAGCUACUGAGGGACCAGCUGGGUCCAAGAGGGGAGGAGGAAGUCAGAGGAAACCGUAUGAUAGGCCCCAAUCACAGCAAGGGGGUCCUGUUAGUAGGCAAUUUUCCAGUACUGCUAGUGGAGGUAGACAGAGUGGAGGUGCCACUCUGAGAUGUUACAGUGUACAGAGAGCUGAGACUCAGAGGGGUGACAGACCCACUAUAGCUGGUAGGGUGUUUUCUUUGACGGGUGCUGAGGCUUCGACUUCUUCUGAUAUAGUGAAGGGGAAGGGCAAGGCUGCCGGUAAGAAUGUGAUAUUUUUGUUUGACUCUGGGGCUUCCCAUUCAUUUAUUUCCUAUGCUUGUGUUGCUGUACUGGGUAUGUCUGUGUGUGACUUGGGGUUGAGACUGCUAGUGUCGACGCCCGCAUCUUCUUCAGUAGUUGCUUCUGAGCUGUGUGCUAACUGUCCUGUUGUUGUGAAUGGGAAGAAGUACAAGGUAAAUUUGAUUUAUUGUGCCAAUAGACGGUUGAUCUUUCCCAAAGAGGAGGAUGAAUUGUUGAUUUCAGCUGGCCAAGCUGAAUCUUUGCUGAGAGAUGGAGCGGAGUGUUGCCUCCUGCUGGCUGCUAUGAGCGUGGAGACUGAGAGGGUUAUUUCUUAG
This is a messenger RNA of Cajanus cajan (pigeon pea), 1122 nucleotides long. Lineage: Eukaryota; Viridiplantae; Streptophyta; Magnoliopsida; Fabales; Fabaceae. The record is from RefSeq and is a predicted model, not a curated record.